CGUCCGUUCGACACUCUGGUACUCUCGACGACAUUUCCUACUGUGCAUGCCGCCGAAAUUACUACAGAGACUGUUCUCAAAAAAGAAGAGCAAAGCAGAAGUCAAUGUGUCUCGCAUACAACGGCGACGAGUGCUGACAGGUCUACUCUGGCGCCAUCUAAAUGCUCUAAGACUGCUCUUGCUCUUAGUUGGCUACGCUUGGUUGCUCUUCUUACCUUCCCCACGACUCGGCUCAAGAACAUAUAUCGACGAGAACGCACUGCAGCCUGCACAGGUUAGCACGUAUUGGAACUGGAAUGACGUGCACCGUGCGGACCGAUAUUUGGACGAGCUCGAGUUGAUGCGAGACAGGAAUGCAUCUCAUGAGGAACGUGCAAACUAUUUCAUGACCGAGUUCUCCAAGCUCGGUCUGCCUGCGUCCACCCAGAAGUAUGCGCUGUCGACCAGCCAGGAAGAGUUAGUUGGGACCAACGCCUACGCCAUGUUCUCCUCCCCACGCGCAUCAGGAGCAGAGGCCAUGCUCAUAAGCACUUCGUGGUUGAGCCAAAGCGGGAAUGGAGAUGCACUCAACUUGCGUGGCGUCGCUACUGUCCUCGCGCUGUCUGCUUUCUUGAAAAAAUAUUCUCAUUGGUCGAAGGACAUUAUUUUUGUCAUCAGCGAUGGCUAUCUGGAUGGCAUGCAGGCAUUUCUGAAUGAGUAUCAUGGCUCCUUUCAAUCAAACCUACAAGCAGAACCAUUGAUAUACUCAUCCGGGGUCAUCUGGACUGCUCUCAACAUCGACUAUCCUGGACAUUCAUUCUCUCACCUGGGUGUUUUCCGAGAGGGCGUGAACGGUCGUCUGCCUAACCAAGAUCUCAUAAACGCCUUCUCCAUCAUCUCCCGACACACAGGCGGUGUACCAGUCCUGGUGUACGAUCAUCACGAGCCGUCCGAGUUCCCUGGACGACAGGCCAUAGUUGAGAUGAUGCCCACUUGGGUGCCACCAUCGGUUACGGGACGGGACGAUGUCAUUCAGUAUGGGUAUCGAGCGAGAAAUAUUUUGAAGCAUGUAGGGCAUCAAGCUCGUGGACGACCGAGCGGCGUCCAUGGUUUACUUCACCAAUUCCGUAUCGACGCUAUCACGCUUUUCGCAGUGCCCUCGAACGGACCACACGGAUUCCACGCACUGGGCCGAGUCGUUGAAUCAACAUUACGCACAAUGAACAACCUCCUGGAACGUUUACACGCCUCAUUCUUCUUCUAUAUCAUGACCACCCCGACAUCUUUCCUCAAAAUAGGGAUGUACCUACCGAGCGCGGUAAUCAUCGGCGUUGCGCUCAUGUUCAGCGGCUUACGGGAAUGGGUUCAAGCCGGCUGGGUACAAAUUCCCGUCGCUGAGGAUACGGACCCCGGUGUCUCCGACGAGAAGCAGCACAGGAUGGUUGGUAGGAGACUGAGAUGGGUGAAGAGGGCAAGGAACGUGUUGCCUGUGAUGGGCAUCAUGCUUGUCACGCAUAUAUUGGGUGGAUUGGUAUUUAUGACCAUAUCUUCCUCGUGGUUUAUCGGGAAUCAAAACGUGGCAACACUCCCCCUAAUCCUGCUUAUGGGCACUCUACCCCUGGCCACCCUACUGUACACACCUACCGACUACACGACACGAUCGCCCCUCUCAACUCUCCUCAAAUCCCUCCUACUAUGCAUCUCAAGCACCAUCAUCUCCAUAACUUCGAUGCUCAACUUCUCCCUCGCUGCCCUACUCGCUAUCUCCCUCGGCAUCCCUCUCACCCUCGCCUCGCCUUCUUCGCCCUCUUCCUCAAGGCCUUCUACACACUCCUCUCCUCUCGCCCUCGUCUCACGCAUCGUGAAAUAUACCAUUUACGCCACACUCGCACUCUCCUGGCUUCUACUCGAGGACGAAGUAAGGCAAGGCGUUUGGUACUGGGACGUAGCGGGCGUGUGGUUCGCGCCGUUCGUUUGUGUGGUCUACGUGCCGUUGAUGUUGCAGGCUGGGAUCGUUUGUCUGCUCGCAUAAUCUGUUUAUUUUGAAUUGCAGGAAGUAUCGGAUUUCAUUACUGAGGAUGGGUUCUUGCGGACCCUUGC
Stereum hirsutum FP-91666 SS1 is the source of this 2079-nucleotide messenger RNA. RefSeq names its product Gaa1-domain-containing protein. NCBI's taxonomy places the organism in Eukaryota, Fungi, Basidiomycota, Agaricomycetes, Russulales, Stereaceae. The transcript is spliced from 11 exons. Gene Ontology annotation, biological process: attachment of GPI anchor to protein. Gene Ontology annotation, cellular component: membrane; GPI-anchor transamidase complex. The coding region runs from base 47 to 2011 and encodes 654 amino acids. The record is from RefSeq and is a predicted model, not a curated record.